Aspergillus fischeri NRRL 181 is the source of this 2358-nucleotide messenger RNA. Its product is annotated as potassium ion transporter. Gene Ontology annotation, biological process: potassium ion import across plasma membrane; intracellular potassium ion homeostasis. NCBI's taxonomy places the organism in Eukaryota, Fungi, Ascomycota, Eurotiomycetes, Eurotiales, Aspergillaceae. Gene Ontology annotation, cellular component: plasma membrane. The transcript has a single exon. Gene Ontology annotation, molecular function: high-affinity potassium ion transmembrane transporter activity. The record is from RefSeq and is a predicted model, not a curated record. Bases 1 to 2358 code for a protein of 785 amino acids.
AUGACACUGACCACUUCCAUUAUGCUUUAUCCAGGAGGUGAUCUUGCCUAUAUUGACAUCCUCUUCUUCUGUUCCGGCGCGGCAACUCAGAGCGGUCUUAAUACGGUAGAUUUCAACAAGUUAAAAACGUACCAGCAGGUGAUCCUCUACUUCAGUUCCAUGCUCACGACGCCGAUUUUCAUCCACUCCGUCCUCGUCUUCAUCCGGCUGUAUUGGUUCGAGAAGCGGUUUCAACACAUCGUGCAGGAUACUCGAGCGAUGCGCUCUACCAGGACGAGAAUGCGAACCUUGAGUCGUGAUAAGGACGCAACUUCGUUGGGAAGGGAAGAAGCUGGUAUUGGUUCUCGCCCGAUUGUUGUGCUGCGCAAUGAUACCCAGGGAUCCAAUGACAGAGGUCGCGAGGCGGCUGCUGGAACCCCCGAGUAUGGAUCGACUCCAGGGUCGCCUUCCCAAUUCGAUAGAGCGGACAGUUCGGAGGUUCAGACGGGCGGUCCGAAUAGCACUUUAGGGCUCGGCUUGGGCAGCCUUCGGGUGCCGACACAGCUGGAUCCUGAGCAUCACAUUGCUUUCCUGGAGAAACAACGGAAGAAUAAAGGGGCAUUGCGCAUUCCCAGCCCUCGGGAGUAUGACCGCGGCGGCAUGCCCGAGGUCCUGGAGGAAGCAGAUGAUGAAGGCGAGGGAUCCAAGCGGACGCGUAGCAGCGAAUCUGACGACGAGAGCUCUCGGAAUUCGGAGGAGUCCGACCAAGUUGGACCGCUGGAAGGGCCGCACAUCACCAUCAAUGAACCGGACAUACAGCAGACGAGAACCAGAAAUUCGACGUUCCCCCGUCUGGACACACGUCCCACGUUUCGGGACACGAAAGAUCUGAACGAUACAUCAGCCCUGGAGCGUUCAAGGUCACGACGCCCUACUCUUAGCAAUCUUGUUCGCUCCUUAACCCACGAACGGGAGCGUACGACACUUCCAUAUCUCAGUUGGAACGCUACUGUUGCACGAAAUUCCAACUUUGUUGAUUUGACCGAGGAGCAGCGUGAUGAGCUGGGAGGCAUCGAAUACCGAGCCUUGAAGACUCUGGCCAUUGUACUCACCUCUUAUUAUCUCUUUUUUCACAUCCUGGGAAUGGUCUGCCUCGUCGGUUGGAUCAUGACCACUCGCUGGGGUCAGGUCGUUGAGCAAAUCGGACAAGGUCGUCCUUGGUGGGGCAUCUUCACCGCGGGAUCUGCUUUCAACGACGUCGGCUUCACGCUGACGCCGGACUCCAUGACCUCGUUCCAGACAGCUGUAUUUCCUCUUCUCCUCAUGACUUUCCUUAUCAUUAUUGGCAACACCGGCUUUCCCUGUAUGCUCCGGUUGAUCAUCUGGGUUCUGUCGACAAUUGUCCCACGCGAGAGCGCCGUUUGGGAGGAGCUCAAGUUUCUGUUGGAUCACCCUCGCCGAUGCUUUACCUUACUCUUCCCGCGAAACGCGACCUGGUGGCUGUUCGCCAUCCUCGUGGCGCUGAACGGGAUUGACUUGAUCUUCUUUAUUAUUCUCGACUUGAACGAUCCGACUGUUACCUCUUUGUCACCGGGCAUUCGGGUACUCGACGGCCUUUUCCAAGCAGCAUCCACGCGGACUGCUGGAUUUGGCGUGGUGAGCGUAGCGGAUCUUCACCCUGCAAUUCAGGUCUCCUACAUGAUUAUGAUGUAUAUUUCGGUUUUCCCCAUCGCCAUUUCCAUGCGAAGAACCAAUGUCUACGAGGAGAAGAGUCUCGGCAUUUAUGCGGGUGGGGAGGACGAAGACGAACCACAGACCCCUCCUAGUUACAUCGGGUUCCAUUUAAGAAGGCAGCUGAGUUUUGACCUGUGGUAUGUCUUUCUCGGGCUGUUCAUAAUUGCCAUCGUGGAGGGCAACCGGCUACAGUCAGAGGACGAGUAUGCUUUCCAGAUGUGGGCAGUGCUCUUCGAGAUUGUCUCCGCCUAUGGUACCGUUGGCCUGUCAUUCGGAUAUCCAGGUGUCAACACGUCUUUCAGUGGCCAGUUCAAGGUUUUGUCAAAGCUCAUUAUCAUUGCAAUGCAAAUCCGUGGUCGACAUCGUGGUCUCCCUUAUUCCCUCGACCGUGCAAUCUUGCUUCCGUCGGAAUCUCUCAAGGACAAGGAUCUGCAGGAUGCAGAGAGACGAAUGCGUCGGCGUGUCUCCAACCUCAGCACCAUGUCUGGGAUGGACCGAACUUCUUCGCAAGCGCGGACAGAGAAUGGUGUCGCAACAGGCGCCGAGGAUAGGGACAGGGGUGCAACGCCAUGGACAAACGGGGACUAUAUCAUCCGCCGGCACUCGACAAUGCGGUCGCAAAAAUCCCAGAAAUCACAGCGGUAG